This is a messenger RNA of Brassica napus (rape), 4412 nucleotides long. RefSeq names its product protein DETOXIFICATION 39-like. The record is from RefSeq and is a predicted model, not a curated record. Gene Ontology annotation, molecular function: antiporter activity; xenobiotic transmembrane transporter activity. The coding region runs from base 2660 to 4183 and encodes 507 amino acids. NCBI's taxonomy places the organism in Eukaryota, Viridiplantae, Streptophyta, Magnoliopsida, Brassicales, Brassicaceae. Gene Ontology annotation, biological process: xenobiotic detoxification by transmembrane export across the plasma membrane. Gene Ontology annotation, cellular component: membrane. The transcript is spliced from 7 exons.
CCUCCUCCUCCCCUCCUGCUCCUCACCCUCUCCAUCUUCCUCCUUUCCCAUUCAUCAAUAUAAUAACUAUCAUCAAUUCCCAUACUAUUCUAAAUGAAAUAUAGUAUAUUUUAGACCUUCAAAGUUAGGGUUAGGUAGUUCCGUUAUGGGCGAUGGUUUGGUUUUACAAUUUGGAUUUAGGGUUUGGGUUAAGGGUUUACAGUUUGGGCUUAGGGCUUAGAGUUUGGGUUUAAGAGGGUUUUGGGUUAGGGUUUGGGUUUAUGGUCUACGGUUUGGGUUUAUGGUUUAGACCUUCAAACUUAGGGUUUAGAUAGCUCUGUUAUGGACGAUGGUUUGGUUUUACAAUUUGGGCUUAGGGUUUGGGUUAAGGGUUUACGGUUUGGGUUUAGGGUUUAGAAUUUGGGUUUAGGGGGUUUAGGGUUUAGGUAGCUCCGUUUGGGUAUAUGGUUUGGGUUAAGAAUUUGUGUUUAGGGUUUGGGUUUAUGGUUUAGAGUUUUGGUUUAGGGUUUAGGUAGCUCCGUUAUGGUUUACGGUUUGGGUUAAGAAUUUAGGUUUAGGGUAAACGGUUUGGGUUUAGGGUUUAAUGGUCUACCGUUUCGGUUUAGAGUUUAGAGGCAAUUAUUCGUGUGUUUGCCUUCUCUUCUGUGUGUUUAUAUCGCCUCAAUCCAAGUCAUAACAUUAGGCUACUGCAACUUGUCUGAACGCAUGUAUUGAGGAUCUGGCUUCUUUGUCUAAACUAUACCAUAUAUCGUAUAGUAUAGAUUUGUUUGGGUCACUUUCUACACAUGUAUUGGAACAUUACCAAAAUGUGGGCAUAGUAUAUUGAAUAUAGGGUAGUCUCGUUCCCGUGCAUGGGUAUAUUGUAUAUUUUCGGACUUUCGAACCCCUUAUGAAUACAUAUUUACCAAUUGUUGUGACUUUGUGUGUGGCAGAACUUAACUAGACUACAUAGACUAUAAUAUAGUAUUGCCUUUUCGUUUUUUUAUAACCCAACAUGUGGGCACACAUUAAGCACAUGUGUUUUUAACUUCACUCCUCUCUCCACGCACACGCGCUUGCAAGGUUAUUCCUGACAUUAUUGGGUGUAACUAGUUCCAUCAGAAACUUUCCACUGUAAAAUAGCUAUAAACUUAAUAUUAGGGUCUAAUAUAAAUAUUCAUCAAAUUUACCCUUUUUUUUAUUAUACUUUAAGUGACUAUAUUCAAUUUUCCUUGGUGGUAAAUCCUCAAAAAGCCAUCACCACCAGGUCAACGAACCACUAGACUAAGAUGACAAAUAUACUACUCAAUGAACCACUAGACUAAGAUCACAAAUAUAUUAAUAUUUUCCAUUUUGGCAUUUUAAUAUUUAUAUAUAUAUAUAUAUAUUGGCUGGUUUUGAUGAUGUCAACUGAAUUUCGCCAAAAUUAAAGCAUUCAUGUGGUUUAGAACCGCCUGAAUUUAUCUUAAUCAUUGGUAUGUUUUAGGUAUAUUUAUUCAUUUUGUUUAGCACAAAUAACUUUUUGUCAUUAAUUAGAUCGACAAGCCAGCUUUACAAUACAGAAAACAUAAUUUAUUGAAAUUGAACUUUGAUAGAACAUAUCGUAAAGGUAGAUACUUAACCGAUCGACUAAAAGCAUGCUGACAUUUAACCACUUGACUAAAAACAUUUUGUAUCACCCAAAUAGUUUAUAUUGCAACUGGUAUGUUUUUUUUUUCAACUGCAACUGGUAUGGUUAACAAUACCUUAUUACCUGUUGUUGGAAAGGCGGACCCCACUUACAAAAUUAUGGGUCUAUUGUCCAGUUAAAAUAUAAAAUCUUCAUAGUUUUUGUACAGAUUUAGGAAUAUAGCCAGUAUUAAUUUUAUGUGUUUGACUCUCAUUAAUUUCGCACUCUUUCUUUUUCCAACAAAAAAACAUAUAAAAUAAAUUUUAUGUAUUCUUCUUUUUAUUAUUAAAAAAUAAAAACAUUUAGUCUCCACUUUAUCUAUAAUAUAUGUAUCAAUCAUUUGAGCUCUCAAUCAAAAUAAAUUUUGUCCAAUUAAAAUGUUAUUCCAAAUUUUAGGUGAUAAAAUACCUUGUCAUUUUCUAAAAAUGUGGGUUUGUGUUCUCUUACAUUUAAGUUUUCAUAUGUUCUUUUAAAAAAAUAUUGAGUUCUAUAAUUUUAUAUGUUCUCUUAAAUUUAUUUUAUUUGUUCAUUUAAAUAUAAUUAUUUUUAAAAAAAAAAUAUCUAAAAAAUCUGAACCAAUCAUAUUUUCGACUACCAACCGGACGAAACUUAAUAUUCUUCCCUAUUAAGUGUUGUUUUAGAUUUUCAAUUUUAUUUGAUUAUUAGUGUCGUUUCACAUUUCUAAUGCAUAUUUUAAACAAAUAUUUUAAUUUUUACUGUUAUUUUUAAUUUGUUAAUUAAUAAAACCAAAAAAAAAUUACACUAAAUAAGGGUAAAACAGAAAAUUGUUAAAUUUUCUUAAUUUGUGUGCAAAAACUUUAAACGAUACUUAAUAUGAAACAUAAAGAGUAUAUACUAGUAUAAUUCAUUUUGACUCCAACAAACUUUAGUGUCGCCAUUAUGUACAAGCGUCCCUAUUUAAGACCCAAAUGUGCUUAUAACCUAAUCAAUCACCUAAAUAAGAAAGACACUAAAACAUACAAUAAAAAACAAAAACGUAAAUAAUAACCUAUGGAUAGGUCAAUAGAGACGGCGGAGAGAACUCUCCGGCAACCUUUGGUGGAUCCGACGGACUCUGAGCCAAAACCACUGAGGGACGUCAAAUCACUCGAGAGCAUCUUGACGGAGAGCAGCCUUCCGUCACGGAGGCGCUUGUACUUAGGGGCGCGUAUAGAAAUGAAACUUCUCUUUCGAUUGGCACUUCCGGCGAUAUUGGUCUAUUUGCUCAACAGCGGAAUGAGUAUCUCGACCCGUAUCUUUGCCGGACAUAUCGGCAGUCAAGAACUCGCAGCCGUGUCCAUCGGCAACAGCUGCUUUAAUCUUGUCUAUGGCCUCAUGUUAGGUAUGGGAAGUGCAGUCGAGACACUAUGUGGACAAGCAUAUGGUGCCCACCGAUACGAGAUGCUUGGGAUCUAUCUCCAACGAGCAACGAUCGUCCUCGCUCUGGUUGGUUUGCCCAUGACAGUACUAUACACCUUCUCGUACCCGAUUCUAAUCCUACUAGGCGAGCCCAAAACAGUCUCGUACAUGGCAUCUCUAUACAUCGUCGGACUCAUCCCUCAAAUUUUCGCUUUCGCCGUCAACUUCACGGCCCAAAAGUUUCUCCAAGCCCAAAGCGUGGUGACCCCCAGCGCGUACAUCUCAGGCGCCGCCCUUCUCCUCCAGAUUUUGCUGACGUGGACCACUGUUUACGUAAUCGACCUAGGUCUUAUGGGCAUUGCUUAUGUUCUUACCAUCUCUUGGUGGUUCAUAGUUAUGUCCCAAACUUUGUAUAUUAUAACAAGUCCAACGUUCAGACACACGUGGACUGGUCUUAGUUGGAGAUCGUUCCAUGGUCUUUGGAGCUUUUUUAAACUCUCUGCUGGUUCGGCUGUUAUGAUCUGUUUGGAAAUGUGGUAUUCACAGAUUCUGGUACUUCUUGCUGGUUUGCUCAACGAUCAUGCUCUCUCCCUAGAUUCUCUUUCCAUUUGUAUGUCAAUUUCAGGAUUAUCUUUCAUGGUAUCCGUCGGUUUCAAUGCCGCUGUAAGUGUAAGGACAAGUAAUGAGCUUGGAGCAGGUAACCCAAAAUCGGCGAUGUUCUCUUCAUGGAUGGCGACUUUCGUCUCCUUCGUGAUCUCCCUCGCGGAGGCGCUCGCCCUGAUGGCGUCGCGGGACUACAUCGGCUACAUUUUCACGUCGGAUGCUGAGGUGGCUAAGGCCGUCUCUGAGCUAUGUCCUUUUCUAGCCGUUACCAUCCUUCUCAACGGAAUCCAACCUGUCUUGUCCGGAGUGGCAGUGGGAUGUGGAUGGCAGACAUUCGUGGCAUAUGUGAAUGUUGGUUGUUACUAUGUUGUUGGUAUUCCCAUUGGUUGUGUUCUCGGGUUUACUUUCAAUUUACAAGCCAAGGGAAUAUGGACCGGGAUGAUUGGAGGUACCCUCAUGCAAACCCUCAUCUUGCUUUACGUUACGUAUCGAACAGAUUGGGAUAAGGAGGUGAAAAAGGCGAGAAAACGUUUGGAUAUGUGGGAUGACAAGAAGGAGCCACUACUAAACUAAAUUGAAAAAUGUUUGGAAGGUACAUGAAUCAUGAAUAAUAUAUGGUUCGUUAAUUUCAACUAGAAUAAUGUAUGUUUAACCACAAUUAUGGAAUAACUAAUGUAUGGUGUGACAUGCAACAACAACUGAAUGUAUGUUAUUAUUCACUCUGUUUCAAUCUCGACCGUUCGAUGUUAGAACACAAAUUUGUUUUGACCGUUGAUUAAAGACUAGUAAAAGCUCAAACCGU